GACACAAACCCAGCACCUCUGUCCACGACUGCGCCAUCUCGUUACGUUAGCUCGCUGCUCGGGGGGCUAAUCGCUUGUGCUCAAAAGGGACGACCCAAGUAGCAAUUUGACAGAUUUUACCGAAAGCAAGACAUUUUACUGGUAAAGGUCGUGUAUAAAUCGCGAGGGGCGAAGGUGAAGGUCAAGACACCAGCCCAAACUGAUCCCAGCCCACAGUGUCAAACAUCAGACGACAGCCCUGCACACAGACGCUAUGGAUCGUUCACCCACCACCUCCAGCCUGAUGGCCGCCAGCAACGUCACCAACAAGACCGACCCACGCUCCCUCAACUCUCGGGUCUUCAUCGGCAACCUCAACACCCUGCUGGUCACCAAGGGAGACGUCGAGGCCAUCUUCUCCAAAUAUGGCAAGAUCGUAGGCUGCUCUGUCCACAAGGGCUACGCCUUUGUUCAGUUCGCCAACGAGAGGAACGCCCGAGCUGCUGUCAACGGGGAGGAUGGGAGGAUGAUUGUCGGACAAGUACUCGACAUCAACCUGGCUGGAGAACCCAAACCCCACCGGUCAAAAACCACCAAACGCUCAGCUGGAGACAUGUACAGCAGUUCCUCGUUUGACCUUGACUAUGACUUUCAGAGAGAUUAUUACGACAGAAUGUACUCGUACCCGUCCCGUGUUCCCGCCCCACCUCCCCCCUUGUCGCGGGCAGUGAUACCGUCCAAGCGCCCGCGGGUCAGCCUGAGCGGAGGAAGCAGCCGGCGAACCAAGAGCAGCUUCUCCUCUUCCUCCAAGAGCAGUCAGAGGACUUCCUCGUCCAGAACAAUGAAAGUGGACGAGCUGCAGACCAUCAAGCGCGAGUUGACCCAAAUAAAAAGCAAAGUGGAUGACCUGCUGGACAGCCUGGAGCGCAUGGAGAAGGACCACAGCAAGAAGUCAGAAGCUAAGAGUAUAAAAACGGAGCCAGGAGAGGUGACUUCACCUCCGCACCAAAGCAACAAGAAGGAUGAUGUGAUGAAGAGGGACCGGGAGAGCCAGGAAAUCAACGACUCUGACGAGGAUGACGACGAGGAAGAGGAGGGAGACCUGCUGGAGGAGGAAGAGGUGAAGAGUCAAGAGAGGGAGGAUGAAGAGGAGGAGGAAGAGGAAGGAGAGCACGUGGAAGGCGAUGACGAUGGUGACAGUGUCAAUGGUGAAGAUGACUCGUAGGCACGGGCGACCCGUGACUCAUGCAGCGUACACAUUAUCCAGUAGGAACUUGGACUCCUGUUUUAACACUCAUAUUGUAGAUACAUAAAGCGACCGCGUGCGCACACUCGAGCAUGGUGCACACACUGUUGUCCAUUGUCUUUAACGCCGUUUUUUUUUGUUGUUGUUUUUGUUUUUUUGGCCAGUUGUCCAGUAUCACAGUAACAGGAAAAACUAGCUGUAGAUUUCGGUUUGUGUUUUUACUGCGUUGUUGCGUGUCUUCAGGAGAAGGCGGAAACGGGGACUGUUAAUGUUGUCAGAGACGACAGCUCGACAGACAUGUCUUAAUGCAAGGACGAACAUUCAGCUACAAAGACCGUUUUUAUGCAGUGUGUUUUCCUCAUCGGUGAGUUUGACCUUGUAAGUCUGUAUGUUAAUGUCAGUUUUUUAUACUAUUCAGUUAACUGUAAAGGAAUAAAUUGCAAUAAAAUAUUAAAAUUUGAAA
Molecule: messenger RNA, 1688 nt
Organism: Micropterus salmoides (largemouth bass)
Lineage: Eukaryota; Metazoa; Chordata; Actinopteri; Centrarchiformes; Centrarchidae
Product: heterogeneous nuclear ribonucleoprotein C-like
Exons: 9
Coding region: 254-1204 (316 amino acids)
Cellular component (GO): nucleus
Molecular function (GO): RNA binding
Source: RefSeq, a predicted model, not a curated record